UCAGGGUUGGGCGCCAUUUUGCGCGGCGGCUGAGUGGAGGCGCUGAUUGGGUUUCGGGGGCCGGUGGCGGAGCCAAUCAGAGCGGGACCCGAACCGGGGGAGCGAGGCACGAUAUCCAGACUGAGGUGCAUUGGGCAUAAGAUUGGAACUGAGACACUAUGGAGCAGUACACUGCAAACAGCAACAGUUCCACAGAACAGAUUGUUGUGCAGGCUGGACAGAUUCAGCAGCAGCAGCAGGGUGGUGUCACUGCUGUCCAGUUGCAGACAGAGGCCCAGGUGGCAACCGCCUCAGGCCAGCAAGUCCAGACCCUCCAGGUAGUCCAGGGUCAGCCAUUAAUGGUACAAGUAAGCGGAGGUCAGCUAAUCACAUCAACUGGCCAGCCGAUCAUGGUGCAAGCUGUGCCUGGGGGUCAGGGUCAGACCAUCAUGCAAGUCCCAGUUUCUGGUUCGCAAGGAUUGCAGCAGAUUCAGUUGGUCCAGCCAGGCCAGAUUCAGAUUCAAGGUGGGCAGGCUGUGCAGGUACAGGGUCAACAGGGUCAAACCCAGCAGAUCAUUAUUCAGCAGCCACAGACUGCAGUUACCGCUGGCCAGACACAGACCCAGCAGCAGAUAGCAGUUCAAGGGCAGCAGGUGGCACAGACAGCAGAAGGUCAGACCAUUGUCUAUCAGCCUGUUAAUGCUGAUGGAACCAUUCUUCAACAAGUUACAGUCCCUGUUACAGGCAUGAUCACCAUCCCAGCAGCCAGUUUGGCAGGAGCACAAAUUGUCCAGGCGGGAGCCAACACCAAUACAACUAGCAGUGGGCAAGGGACUGUAACUGUGACGCUACCAGUUGCUGGAAAUGUGGUCAAUUCAGGUGGAAUGGUUAUGAUGGUACCAGGGGCUGGAUCAGUACCAGCUAUUCAGAGGAUUCCAUUGCCAGGGGCAGAGAUGCUUGAAGAGGAGCCCCUCUAUGUAAAUGCCAAGCAGUACCACCGAAUCCUGAAGAGGAGGCAGGCACGAGCCAAGCUGGAAGCUGAGGGGAAAAUCCCCAAAGAGAGGAGAAAAUACUUACAUGAGUCUAGACAUCGUCAUGCCAUGGCUAGGAAACGGGGAGAAGGUGGACGUUUUUUCUCACCGAAGGAAAAAGAUAUGCAGGAUCCAACUCAGGCAAAUGAAGAAGCAAUGACACAGAUGAUCAGAGUAUCCUAACCACUGUCUGAAGGAAAAAGUAACUGAACAAGUUUCCUGUCCCUCUGCAAGCGUGUCCUAUCUUACCAGUGUAUCAAGCAAACCUUCCAGUGAGACAAUGGACAAUCACCAUAUCUUAGCCUACCCUUUUCUAUACAACAAAAACCACCUUUCCAGUAAGUGGUUUGUUUGAGAUUUUAACUGCAGUGGACUCAGCAAAUAGAAAUUGUAGGGACCUUCUCGGUAUAUCCGUGUAAUUCAGUGCAGGGGUUUGAAAGUCUGAGAGCUCAUGCCUUUUACAUUUCUUGAAUUAAGGUUGGCCAACUGACACAGUGAUUAGCAAUAACUCUGGCAUGCUGAAGCAGGGCUAACUGAGACCAUAGAGAGCCAUGGCCCUUCUACAGAGGAGUAAUCCAGUUUGUAGCAACUAGAACUACCAUGGCUACACCACAGUGCUUUGAUUUCCCAGUGGAGUUUUGUUGUUUAUAGGCACUCCUCACAGCUUUGGACUUCAUUUAUUGACAGCUGAACUGUUCACGUGUAGUUGCA
Molecule: messenger RNA, 1721 nt
Organism: Chelonoidis abingdonii (Abingdon island giant tortoise)
Lineage: Eukaryota; Metazoa; Chordata; Testudines; Testudinidae
Gene: NFYA
Product: nuclear transcription factor Y subunit alpha
Biological process (GO): regulation of DNA-templated transcription
Cellular component (GO): CCAAT-binding factor complex
Molecular function (GO): DNA binding; DNA-binding transcription factor activity
Source: RefSeq, a predicted model, not a curated record